Molecule: messenger RNA, 1766 nt
Organism: Lecanosticta acicola
Lineage: Eukaryota; Fungi; Ascomycota; Dothideomycetes; Mycosphaerellales; Mycosphaerellaceae
Source: the annotation of a GenBank genome assembly
AUGAAGUAUUCGUUCAGCAUUCUUUCGGCUGCGGCCGCCGUUCUGCCUAUCGCGGAUGCCUUCCCGGCUGCGAUGUUUGAGAGAAUCCAGAACGACCCGGAAAUCGCUGCUCGUGCCAUCAAGAUCAAUGAGCAGUUGAAGAGGAGACAAGUUGGUGCCGAUGCCGCGAAUGCAGUCUUUGAGCCGGUGCCCAUGUUCAACGCUGCAGAGCAGUAUAUCGAUGUGUCUGCUGCGUCUGGUCAUCAAUAUGUCGCUCCCGGACCUGGCGAUCUGAGAGGGUACGCAUUCCUCUUAGAGCUCCACACUGUAACUGGAUCUUGAGCUGACCUUGACUCUAUCAGUCCCUGUCCUGGGCUUAACGCUUUUGCCAAUCAUGGUGAGUCUUACCAGUCUCUAUGCAUUCAAGCACGACCAGUCUUUACCCAUCGAAGCACGAAGAGUCUUCACCGAGAACAAGGUUCAAUCGACGAACGAUUGAGGAAUAGGCUGACAGAGAACAGGAUUCCUACCACACGACGGUUACGCAACAAUCCAGCAGUACGUCAAUGCAACAGAGCAGGUAUGUAGACCUCAUGGCGCUGCAUCAUCGAUUGGAUAUUUCACAAAUCCUCCGCGGAUUCGGUGAAUGUCUGCCAUGGGAUCCUCGUCACUGACAUUCUCCACAGGUCGUCGGCAUGGGACCGCUGCUCGCAACAUUCCUCUCCGUCCUGGGUGCCGCUAUCGAUGGAGACCUCACAGCUUGGUCUAUGGGUGAGUCAACGCACGUCGAAAGGCCUCCAAACUGCUUGCUUACACUUCACUCGCAGCCGGCACCCCUUCCAUCGCUCAGGCUGGCCUGCUGGGCACUCAAGGCAACGGCCUAAUUGGAUCCCACAACAAGUACGAGAGCGAUGCUUCGCCGACCCGGCCAGACCUAUACCAAUCUGGUAACAACUACAAGACUGUCCCAGAGCAAUUUCAAGAGAUGAUCAACUACUCUCCAGGAGGCGAGGUAAGUAGGGACGAAAAAGGCGGCAAUAGUCCUGCGACGUUUCCAACACUUGCUGAUCUUGCUAGGUGACCCUCGACUCCCUCACCAACUUCCGUUCCUACCGGUUCGACACGCAAAUCCAGACCAACCCCUACUUCUUUAACGGGCCUUUCGCCGGUGUAGCCGUCCAGCCUGCGGCCUACACUUUCAUUUACCGCUUCAUGGCCAACCACUCCGCAGAGCGCCCCAUCGGACAACUCACGUACAGCGUUGCCGAGUCCUGGUUCGGUAUGGCAAAGGACAAGAACAACAACUACGUCGCGAACCAAGGAGCGGAGCGCAUUCCGGACAACUGGUACAAGCGAGCCAAUGCGUACCCGUACGAGAUGGACUACUUCCUCGCGGAUCUCCUGAAUGCCGCUGCCUUGCAUCCCAAAUUCCUCGACAUCGGCGGCAACACUGGAACCGUGAACUCGUUCUCCGGAGUCGAUCUGGCUAACCGUAGGCCCACCCACCCCUUGCCGUUGACUUCUCUCGUUGACAAGCGCUGACAUUUCGUGCAGUUACCGGCGGUGUCUUCAAUUCCGCUUCCUUGCUCCAGGGUAACAAUCUGGGUUGCUUCGUCUACCAGCUCUCCGCCCAAGCUAAACCUGAUAUCCUCCUCGGCCUUCUGACGCCUCUGUUGAAUAUUGUCGGCCAGCUGAUUGCUCCACUCUCUUGCCCGCAGCUGGAGGCUAUCGACGAGAAGCAGCUGGAAAAGUUCCCUGGGUAUACCCAGAAGGCUGUGUAUUCCUAG